This is a messenger RNA of Wyeomyia smithii (pitcher-plant mosquito), 1135 nucleotides long. RefSeq lists its product as uncharacterized. The coding region runs from base 634 to 984 and encodes 116 amino acids. Lineage: Eukaryota; Metazoa; Arthropoda; Insecta; Diptera; Culicidae. The record is from RefSeq and is a predicted model, not a curated record. The transcript is spliced from 4 exons.
GCAGUGUGAUGCUAGGAGUGUUUUUUUUCUGUCAGGAUCAGCACAUUCGCUCGAACAUUACUGCUAUACAGUGAGUAGACAAGCAUGAUAUUUUUUUCGCUCUGUGUGAUCAGUCAGUGACCACAAUAAAUGUAUUGUAUGCGCAGUUCGGGAAAUACCUGCAAUAUCUAUUGAGAUAUUCGACGAGUGAAGAGACAAUGUGGGGUUAAACGGAUGAAGGAUGGAACACAUCGUUGUUCAUCGUGAUCAGCUUAGAACCUGAUUGUUUCUAGCGGUAGUUUUGAUCAGCAAAGAUAACAGGUCUUAGCGGAAACAUCACAUACGUCUAAGGAUACCGUGGAUAGCGGUGUGACGAUAACUUAUAUUAAUACUACUACUACAACUACUAUCACUACUACUACUCAUGCGGCACUAGAGAUACUAGUACCACAGCAUCACCUUUACUCAGCAGGCGUCCGAACGGAGGCGUGUUUAUGAAUGCUAAGAGAACGAUUUGUCGAUCGCAGCCUGGGCUUUACUAAAUAGAGCACAUACGAUAUAUAAGAACGCUACUUCAUUUCAUCAGCACGUAGUUCAUUUUCCAGUUUUGAACCGUUAGCAAAAGGGAUCUUCUGGAGUCCAUUAUCGAUCAAUAUGAAUGCACUCAUCUUAACUUUCGCCGUCGUUUGCGUCGCUGCCCGCGGUGCUUCCGCACAGAUCUACCUGAACCAACCGAUCGCCCUGGCGCUGCAGCAUCAACCAAUUCAACACGAGCCCGCUUCCUUAGCACAUCCGGCUGUGGUGGAAAAUGCAUUAAACGAAGCGCACUACCCGGCAGAGCUGCAGAACAGUUUUUACAAAAACCCGCGCAUCGCUGAAGCUCUAGCCAAGGAGUCUUGGUUCGGGGAUAAGGAGAUGCCUGUAUUUGAUCGGGCAGCCGAUAAAAUUCCACGUGAUCGCAUUGUGAAACUGAUUAAGAAUGCUGGAUUUGUUCGUCGGCGUUAGAAAUCGCGUGCUUGAUGAAUGAAUUUUACGCCGUGUUGCCCUGUAAAUAUAGAAAAGAAAUGGUUCCUGAACGAGUGCUAGAGACCUAAUCACUAAGAAUGUUGUUUGUGAAUGAAUUAUUUAUUAUGUAAAUAAACGAUUUAAAUUAUUA